AAAGCAGCACGCCGCCACGGCAUUUCACGACGUCGGCGGCUAAGCGGCCGGGCAGCGCUCCGACUCCCUCCCCGCUGCCGAGCUAAAGCAAGCGCGAUGCUCGGUGCGGGCGACGAAGACGACACCGACUUCCUCUCGCCUAGCGGCGGUGCCAGAUUGGCCUCUCUUUUUGGACUGGAUCAGACAGCCGCUGGCCAUGGAAAUGAAUUCUUCCAGUACACAGCGCCAAAGCAGCCUAAGAAAGGCCAGGGAACAGCAACAACAGGAAAUCAGGCAACACCAAAAACAGCACCCACCUCAACAGGCACUUCCACAGUAUUGGUUGCAACAGCAGUCCAUGCAUAUAGAUACACAAAUGAUCAAUAUGUAAAGCAGGGCAAAUUUGGUGCUGCAGUCCUGGGAAAUCACACAGCCAAAGAGUAUAGGAUUCUUCUUUAUAUCAGUCAACAACAGCCUGUUACUGUUGCAAGGAUUCAUGUGAACUUUGAGCUAAUGGUUCGGCCCAAUAACUAUAGCACCUUCUAUGAUGAUCAGAGACAAAACUGGUCCAUCAUGUUUGAGUCAGAAAAAUCUGCUGUGGAGUUCAAUAAACAGGUGUGCAUUGCCAAGUGCAACAGCACCUCUUCCCUGGAUGCCGUGCUCUCACAGGACCUCGUUGUAACAGAGGGCCCUGCUGUGGAAGCUGGAGAUUCUUUGGAAGUGGCCUAUACUAGCUGGUUCUUUGAGAAUCAUGCACUGGGCCAGGUUUUUGAUUCCACUGCUAACAAAGAUAAGCUGCUUCGCCUGAAAUUAGGAUCAGGAAAAGUCAUCAAGGGCUGGGAGGAUGGAAUGCUGGGCAUGAGAAAAGGAGGGAAGCGGUUGCUUAUCAUCCCUCCAGCCUGUGCUGCUGGCUCUGAAGGAGUGAUAGGAUGGACUCAAUCAACUGACUCAAUCCUGGUGUUUGAGGUGGAGAUUAGGCGGGUGAGGUUUGCCCGAGAUUCCGGCUCCUCCGACGGGCCCAGUGUGAGUUCCCGGGACUCUGCGGCCCCUUCCCCCACGCCCGGCGCUGGUAGCCUGCCUGCUGACCCUGCCAUGUCACUGCCCCCGUCGGUGCCUUUCAGGGAGCCAGCUCUUCGUACCAAAUCUAACUCCCUCAGUGAACAGCUUACAGUAAAUACAAAUCCUGAUACAGUCAAGGCCAAGCUGAUCUCUCGGAUGGCUAAAAUGGGCCAGGCCAUGCUGCCCAUCCUUCCACCGCAGCUGGAGUCCAGUGAUUCAGAAAUCGAAGAAGUGAAUGCUCUGCGAGCAGCUGGGCAGCCCAUGCCGACCCCGUCCAUCCAGCCCCCUCUUCAGCCAGCCCAACCAGUGCUACCACAGGUGGCCACACACGCACCUCAGCCGUCUGUUUCUGGGCUUCAGCCACCCUCUGCUACCUUAAUGCAAGUUGCAUCUCUCGAUUCCCACUCAGCUGUAUCUGGAAAUUCCCAGUCCUUUCAGCCCUAUGCAGGUGUGCCAGCCUAUGCUUAUCCGCAGGCGUCCACUGUCACCUCCCAGCUGCAGCCCGUUCGGCCCUUGUACCCGGCACCGCUCUCUCAGUCUCCCCAUUUUCAAGGAUCUGCUGACAUGGCUUCAUUUCUCAUGACUGAAGCCCGACAGCAUAACACUGAAAUUCGAAUGGCAGUCAGCAAAGUGGCUGAUAAAAUGGAUCAUCUCAUGACUAAGGUUGAAGAGUUACAGAAGCAUAAUGCUGGCAAUUCCCUGCUCCUUCCUGGCAUACCGGUUACAAUGGAAACAAAGAUGAUUAUGAGCAACAUCCAGCGAAUUAUUCAGGAAAAUGAAAGAUUGAAGCAAGAGAUCCUUGAAAAGAGCAAUCGGAUAGAAGAACAGAAUGACAAGAUUAGUGAACUAAUUGAACGAAAUCAGAGGUAUGUUGAGCAGAGUAACCUGAUGAUGGAGAAGAGGAACAACUCACUUCAAACAGCCACAGAAAACACACAGGCAAGAGUAUUGCAUGCUGAGCAAGAGAAGGCCAAGGUGACAGAAGAGUUAGCAGCAGCCACUGCACAGGUCUCUCACCUGCAGCUGAAAAUGACUGCUCACCAAAAGAAAGAAACAGAGCUGCAGAUGCAGCUGACAGAAAGCUUGAAGGAGACAGACCUCCUCAGGAGCCAACUCACCAAACUGCAGGCCGAACUCUCAGAGCUCCAACAAACCUCUGAGCAAGCACAGUCCAAGUUCAAAAGUGAAAAGCAAAACCGGAAGCAGCUGGAACUCAAGGUGACAGCCCUGGAGGAAGAGCUGACGGACCUUCGAGCUGAGAAGGAGUCUCUGGAAAAGAACCUCUCAGAAAGGAAAAAGAAGUCAGCUCAAGAGCGCUGUCAGGCUGAGGAGGAGAUAGAUGAAAUUCGCAAGUCAUACCAGGAAGAACUGGACAAACUUCGACAGCUUUUGAAAAAGGCUCGGGUAUCCACAGACCAAGCAGCUGCGGAGCAGCUGUCUCUAGUACAAGCUGAGCUGCAGACCCAGUGGGAAGCCAAAUGUGAACAGCUGUUGGCCUCCGCCAAGGAUGAACACCUGCAACAAUAUCAGGAGGUGUGUGCAGAGAGAGACGCCAGCCAGCAGAAGCUGCUCCAGCUUCAGGAAAAGUGUUCAGCCCUCCAGGCCCAAGUCACAUCCCUGAAGGAGCAAAAUGAACAGCACAUCAAGGACCUGGAGAAGAAUAAGUCUCAGACUUCUGGGGUUGAAGUUGCUGCCACCGACUCAUCAGAGAAGGUCAAGAAGAUCAUGAACCAGGUGUUCCACUCCUUGAGGGGAGAGUUUGAGCUGGAGGAGUCUUAUGAUGGCAGGACCAUUCUGGGGACCAUCAUGAAUACCAUCAAGAUGGUGACUCUUGAGCUGUUAAACCAACAUGAGCAAGAAAAGGGAGAGAGCAGCAGUGAAGAAGAGGAAGAAGAAGAGCGACCUCGGAGACCUUCCCAGGAGCAGUCAGUCUCAGGCAGUUCUGGGCUUCCUCACGUACCCCUGAGCACGGAGAGGCAGGAGUCUGCCAUAGUGCCAUCGGAGCAGGUAGUCAAGGAAGCUGAGCCACUGCCUCCUGGGGUCCCCCAGGAGGAUUCACAGACGAGGGAAGGAGAGGCGACAGAAGCAGAGGCACUCUCAGAGAUAAGAGAUGAUUCCCUCCCCACCGAACUAGCUUGCAAGCCCUCCCAGCGAGCUCUGGGGCCCCCAACUUCAAUACCCCCUCUGCCUCCGAGCCUUGUAAUUGUGGACUCUGAGUGUGAGGAGGCAUUUGCUGCCAGCCCAUUGGGAAGUGCCUGUGUUGAGGAGCAAGAAAGCGCCACAAGUCUGUCCCGGACUUCAGACCCUAAGAAGGGGGACCCACUUCCCUUGGAGCCUGAAAGUUCAGGAGGAGAGCCUCAGCCUCCAGAGAGCCAGAAAGAGGAAGGUGCUGCUGGUUCCGCUGGUCCCUCCAAGGAGCUGUUAAGCACAGAGGCAGAUUCUGCCACUGCAGGAGCAGUACUUGGACCCAACCACUCUUCUCAGUGUCCCAGUCUCUCUGGGGAUGAAGAGGAUGAACUGUUUAAAGGGGCAACUCUGAAAGUUCCCAAGUCCAAAGCACAGUCUGAGGAAGAGGAUGAAGACGAGGUGAGCAUGAAGGGACGCCCGCCCCCAACACCCCUUUUUGGAGAUGAUGAUGAUGACGAUGACAUUGACUGGCUGGGAUGAAGACCCAGGAAACAUGCAAAGGUUUCUCUACUGACCCUUUCCUAAGCAUGAUUUUGCACAGCAGCCCUGGGUCUAGGUGAGCCACAGGGUAGGUGAAGGUGAGCAUCCAAGGACAGUAGCUCAGAUACCUGAGUUAGCCAACCCCUGAGCCCCACGCCGGGCUGGGGAGAGAGGAAAGUGGGCCUGCCUCCAGAACACCGCAGCUGUCUACAGCCGACCCUGGCCUGCCUCGGAGUCCUGUUUGGAGGAAGGGCUGGUAGUCUCCCUCCGGUCAUCACCUACAAGAGUCCUGUCCUCUUCCAAGCUCUUUAGUCUCUUCACUAACUCUCAGACUGCUGUGGGGAGCCCUCCUCCGUCUGUCGGCAACACGACCUGUCACCUGGGGCGAGGCCUCCCUGGUAGAACCAAGGGUGGGUUACGCCAUCUAAACCCCAGUUAACAGCCUUGCCUGCAGUCCUGGCACAUUAUCUUUUCUCUGCCUUAAAUCUUUGAAAUUAACAAAACUAAAAUAAAUAUCUAUAAUG
Molecule: messenger RNA, 4229 nt
Organism: Pteronotus mesoamericanus
Lineage: Eukaryota; Metazoa; Chordata; Mammalia; Chiroptera; Mormoopidae
Gene: FKBP15
Product: FKBP prolyl isomerase family member 15
Exons: 28
Coding region: 97-3705 (1202 amino acids)
Cellular component (GO): growth cone
Molecular function (GO): peptidyl-prolyl cis-trans isomerase activity
Source: RefSeq, a predicted model, not a curated record